AUGAGCUCUGAUCCUUCAUUGUUCUCAUUGAAUGGCAUUCGUCUCUUUGUCAUUUGCUCACUUCUCACAGCAAUGACAAACUUCCCUUCCGGAUUCUCACACACUUCUGUCAACACGGCAGUUCAUAAACUCAACGAAUAUCUCAAUAAUUCAUUUACCGAACGAUAUCGACCAUUGGAUCACGAGGAAGUCUCACUUUUGAAGUCGGGAAUCAAUUCGGCGUGGUACUUAGCGCAAGUCGCUGGAGCAAUGAGUAGCCCGUAUUUGUGUGAUAGGUAUGGGCGAAAAGUCGCGUUUGCUAUAUCGAUUGCUAUGAUGACGGUGGCGGGGGCGAUUCAAUUGGUGGCUAGUUUUACACAUUAUUCGGAGGUUAUGAUUGGUGGAAGAUUGAUUGCGGCGGUUUUUUCGCCUUUGAGUGAUGCUGCAUUGAUUUUGUAUCUUCAGGUAGAUUUUUGAAUGAUGCCAAAAAUUGCAGAACUGAGUUAUGACGUGGCAAAUUUUGGGAUUCUAGAUUCAAAUAUGAUUUUCAUACAAAUCUGAUAGCAUAGGGUUGAUCGGGAGGCGAAUCGAACAACCCUAUGCUAUCAGAUUUGCAUGAAAAUCAUAUUUUAAUCUAGAAUCCCGAAGUCUGCCACGUCAUAACUCAGUUCUUCAAUUUUUAGGAUCAUUUUCAUGGCGGAUUAAAAACUAUAUACUUUGAAAAUCUAGAAAUUAAAUUUUCAAUAAAAUAAAUAUUUUCUAGUCGUUUUCGACCUUCUGAUCACGAUCACGGGGUCUAAAACUGCAAAGCUCAAAUUCUAAUAUGAGUUAUGACGUGGCAAAUUUUGAAAAUCGGGACUUUAGGAGGUGAAAAGAAGCUUCAAAAAUGAUUUUAUAGCAAACGGGGCAGAUAUUCAUGAAAAUCAUUUCUGAAACUAAUUUUCAGCUGCUAAAGUCCCGAUUUUUGAAGUUUGCCACGUCAUAACUCGUAUUAGAAGUUGAGCUUUGCAAUUUUAGACAUCGGAAUCAUGAUCAGAAGGUCGAAAACUACUAGAAAAUUUAUUUUUUAUUAAAAAUCUAGAAAAAAAUUUUCCAGGAAAUCUCGCCAGCUUCACUUCGUGGUACAAUGUCAUCAUUAUAUUCAACAGGAUAUUCAACAAUGUGCCUUCUCGGAAUGAUUUUAGGACAUGAAGGACUUUUGGGACAUUCCCUUUCCCUCCUCCUCUUCUUCCCAAUCAUCCCCGGAAUUUUGUCAACAAUUUUCAUUUGUUGGAUGCCGGACACGCCGAAAUUCUUGCUGCUCGUCAAAAAAGAUCGAUCAGCCGCGUUGAAUUCGCUGCGAUUCUUCCAAGGAUAUUUGCCCGAUCAAACUUUGUUGAUUGAUUCGAUGGAACAGCAUGGAAAAGAGAAUCAGGUUCAGGAAAAUGAAGAAUCGAAGAAUGAGAGUUCGGUGAUGCAUAUUAUCAGGACUCCACAUUUACGAAAGGCAAUGUUGCUUUCGGUGUCGGCUGCGAUUUUGACUCUUCCGUUUUAUCCGAUUCUUCAAAGCAGCACAUUUUUCUUUACUGAUAUGGGAAUUUCAAUGUGAGUUUUUUUUGGGGAGGAAAAUUUGAAUUUCAUGCUGUAAAACUUGGAAAAUUUUCAUCGAAAAUCUCGCGCUCCACCGAAAUAAACACGCAACGCAGACCGCGCCGCGCCACAACACACACAAAAAAGGGAGGGAAUUUGAAUCGUUCCCUUGUGUUGUGGCGCGACGCGGUCUGCGUUGCGUGUUUAUUUCGGUGGAGCGCGUGAGAUUUUCGAUAAGAGAACGAACAAAAUAUACAUUUUUAUUAGAGACAAGGUAAAAUUGAGAGAGUCUAGACAAAAAAUACAAAAAAACUAAUUUUUGUGUCUGCUCUCUCUCAAUUUUACAUUGUCUCUAAUUUUCUGAAAAUUUUGAAUUUCAGUCUUGGAAAUUUAACAAAAAAAAAUACAUGUUUAUUAGAGACAAGGUAAAAUUGAGAGAGUCUAGACAAAAAUACAAAAAAACUAGUUUGUCUGUCUGCUCUCUCUCAAUUUUACAUUGUCUCUAAUUGUCUCUGAAAAUUUUGAUAUUCACGCUGUAAAACUUGGAAAUUUAAAAGAUUUUGAAAAAUUCAGAAAAUUGUUUUUUUCAAAUUUCUAGAAAAGGAAACUUUUUCAACUUUCUAGUAAUUUCCGGCCCGCUGAAAACGAUCCCAAAAAUUGCAGAACUUCUGAGUUAUGACGUGGCAAAAAUCGGGAUUUCAGGAGGUUAAAAUAUGAAUCACAGAAAAUUAUCUUUGAAACCAGUUUUCAGCCCCUAAAAUCCGAAUUUUCGAACUUUGCCACGUCAUAACUCAUGUUAGAAGUUGAUUUCUGCGAUUUUUGAUAUCGGAAUCGUGAUCAGCGCGUCGAAAACUACUAGAAAACUUGAAUUUUAUCAAUGAACUCUCCCUGAAAAAUGAAAAUAUUCCAUCAAUUUUUCCAGCGAAUCUUCUCAAAUGUCCUCAAGUCUUAUGAUGGUUGUUCUAACAUGUUCAUCAAUUUGCUCAACAAUGGUUAUCGAUCGAAUUCCACGUCGAAUCCUUUUGCUCACCUGUGGAUUUGGAACUGUUGUCUUUAUGUGUAUUUUCGCUGUCGCUGAACAACUUCAAAAUCAAAUUGUCGCAAUCGCAGCAUGUUUUGGAUUUGUAAUGUCAUAUGGAAUCGGUGUUGGCCCGGUGAUUUGGUCGAUUCCACCAGAACUUUCACCACUACAAAAUCGAUCAAUGAUGUUCUGUUUGGUGUAUUCGAUUCAUAGUUGCUUGGUGGUUAUCACGAAUUUCUCAACGAUCCCGCUUUUCAUGAGCAUUGGAGCAUUUUCGUUUGUGUUGUUGUUUGCGAUUCCAUCAUCGAUUGCAUUGAUUUAUCUGCUGAUUCUUUUGCCGGAGACAAGUGGCCGUGAAAUUCACACAAUUAUUAAUGAACUCAAAGGACUUGAUGAGGAGAAGAAGAAUAAUGUGAUUAUUUGUAACGCCUAA
Caenorhabditis angaria is the source of this 3002-nucleotide messenger RNA. The record is from the annotation of a GenBank genome assembly. Lineage: Eukaryota; Metazoa; Nematoda; Chromadorea; Rhabditida; Rhabditidae.